Myxozyma melibiosi is the source of this 2073-nucleotide messenger RNA. RefSeq lists its product as uncharacterized. The coding region runs from base 74 to 1864 and encodes 596 amino acids. The transcript has a single exon. Gene Ontology annotation, molecular function: protein binding. The record is from RefSeq and is a predicted model, not a curated record. Lineage: Eukaryota; Fungi; Ascomycota; Lipomycetes; Lipomycetales; Lipomycetaceae.
AUCGGUUGUUGAUUCAGAAUCAAUUGCAAAAGAUCCAGCGCGGAUCAGAGAUCAGACGAGGAUAAAAUACAGAAUGGCAUCAAUGGCAUCCAUCAGAGUUAGCAGACGGGCGAUUUUACCGUCGACUCCAAUGCCAUUCUACACGUCGUCGCUGCUUCCUCGCAAGGUGCAGCUGCAGCGGAAGAACGUCGACCCGCAGCUCGAAUUCGGAAAGAAGAUGCCGCAACUGAAGCGACGAGCGUCGUCGCAUAUUCCAGUAUACUUGCGAAUCCUGUCUGCUAUUGCGGAGAACGAUACGUUCAUGGUCUGGUUGUGGUAUCUCGAGCUGCGCGAGUUUGCAAUCAAUGUGCUUGCGACACAUGGUGCGCGGCCGUUGUCGGACUUGCACCUCGACAGACAGGUUUUCACGCAGGUUUUUUUGUCAUUGAGAGGAGAGAGAAUGAUGCGCGCAGAGUAUAUCGAGCAUUACGAAAAGUUAUACGCGGACCGGAUACAGACGUACGAAUGCGACACCUUCUACGAUGUCAGCACAGGCUCGAGCAUGUCCCCUACGCACGAUACAGAUCAUCUGAGAGAGAAUGUGCUGAGAAGAUCAAAGUCGUCUUCGACGGCAGUGAUAUCCCCGCUGCCGGCCGAGCAAGCCGACCACUCGCCGUCGAAUGCACUCACCAGGCAUAUGCCGGCUGCACCCAAUCUAAUGAAUGAGUUUUGGAGGCGCAUGACCGCAGUCCGAUCAGACAUCGAGAAGCUGUUUGGCCCGCUCAACCGGAUCGAGCUGACGCACUGGCUGAACCAGGCGCGCUCGACGGGUGCGUUUGACCAGAUGAACCGUGUCUGGUACCGCAUCCACUCCGGGCAAGACCCGGAGACUGCGGCUGCGGAGGACGCAAAGUUGGGGGGAGCUCUGGACGAUAUACCCACGCGGGUUCGCGAGCUUGCCCUGGCGUCCAAGAGCGGAGCGGAGGUUGAGGAGCUGAUGAAGAUGUUUCAUCCGCCCUCGCCUGAAGCGUGUCGGUUGCCGGCAGACACAAAGAUGUGGAAUAUCUACAUUUCGGGAAUCGCAGGCACACGCACGUACGAUCUCAAGCGUUCGGAUCGGUUCGGACGCGUGAUGGGCACCGAGCUCGACCCGAUCAGAUCAAUGGAUCCUGAUGAUCGAGCGUGGAUUCUCGAGGCGCUCGAAGGCGAUAUCGGCGGAGAAUCCUCAUACGCUGAGUACGCCGAGUAUGCCAGCGAUUCUAUAUUUGACGCAGCGGUGUCCCCGACGGUGGAUACAGCCAAGGAGGUUGCUGAUGAGCUGCGAAGCCGAGCGGCGGACGCGCUGCGACUGUCGGAGAUGAUGAUCAGCGCAGGCGCGGUGCCGGACGCGACCACGUACGAGACGCUUUUGCUGGCGUUCGCACAGGCAGGCGACCUUCCAUCGAUCAAGGCGAUUCUCGAGAACGUGUGGGGAUUGAUCUACGAGAUUGAUGAAGAAGGUGCAAUUAGCGUGUCCUUGUCCCGUGAGCUGAGGGUGAGGCCCGGUGCACUGCGGUUUCCGACUUCGUUUACUAUCCGGGCGAUUUACAAUGCCUACAACAUCAACGGGCAACGGCGGCUGGGCGGAAGACUUGCGCGCGAGAUGGUGAAAUGCUUCCGUCCGCGACUCACGCCCAAGAUCGGCGACAUCAUAGCUUCCACAAAGAUCGACGAGAUGCUGGCAGAGGGCGAGAAGAAGAGCAGGAACAAGAGCACUACCAAAUCCAGCAAAGAUGAUUCUUCUAGUGAAGUUGGAAAUUCUUCUAACGAAUCUGGCGAAGUCGAAGGACGCCAAAUCCUGAAGAAUUUCAUCAAGAAUGAGUUUGGUGAGCCAUGGCGCGCAUAAUAAGGUUUAGCUUUAAACCUUAAUGUACAUCCCUUCCGCGCCCUGGCUCGCGUCUGAGGCCCUUGGCCCGUUCCCUUUCUUCCUCUUCCUCUCCUUCGUUUCUCCUGUCCUCUGCUCUGUUCAGCUGUAUAGGCCUGCACGAGUACUUGUCGCUGCCGGUUCUUGCUGAUUUAUAGUUGUUUUUACGCGUAAUGGCUACCAGAGGUAUG